GCACUGCACUGGGCUCGCAGCGCAUCUGCCUGGCUGGCGGGCGGGCGCCAGACUAACUAGCCCGCCACCACUGCACCUCACGCAGCUCUCCCGGGGCAGGACAGCAGCACCACCACCACCUCCUCCACCACCACACGGCGGGCAGCAACCACCACGCCACACCACCUCGACCCGUCUCGUCGCCCGACCUCCCUCUUCCCCGUUCCCACAACCUCCCCCCUCGACUUCGAUUUGACCGGCCGACGACUACGCUCAUACCCUCGACCGGCCGGCCCCUUUGGCCCUUUGCGAACCCAGCAUCUCGCUCGCCAACCCCGCGACAAUUCAACGACGACACAACGCACGCCUCUUGAUACGCCCUCACCGCUGACUGCCCCGCCCUCUCCCGUUCCCCUAUCCAGGCGGCCCCUGGGACCUUGUCAGGCCGCCCGCCCCUACAGGCGAUCUCGCUCGAAACGUCUCGGCGUCCACUUCCCGGCGACACCUUUGCGCGGUUGCUCGCCGCUUCAACAACAACUCGCGCCCGCUGGCAUUUCGCAAUCGAAGGAUUCCGUGGCCUGUCCCGUGCUUCGACGACGUUUCCUCCGCCGCCGUCAUUUCCCCGGCAAGGCCCGCAGACCAGCCUCUCUCUCUCUCCCCCCUCCCCCGGACGUCCGCGCAGCCUUGAAUGUCACUCCGUAAGGGCCGACCAGUUGCCAUAAUCGCCCGAGAAUAUCAUACAGCUCGUGCGUUUAUCGCCGUUUGAUGCAAAAUGGCGCAAAAUAGGUGAGUCGCUUGGCCACAGUCCCCUUUGUACCGCAAGUUCGAACCGGCAUGCGACGAGCCCCGGUCCGGGCGGGCUUAUUGCCAAACGUCUGGGAUAGCACACUGCGCCCCUAUCACUAUGCCGUCACCGUUCCUUCGCCCCAUCACGACUCCCACGCUGCUCUGGCUCCGGCAUCUCCUGCCACUCACUGGAGACGUGGGCUGCGUCACAGCUUGUCGGACCUGCUGGGGCCUUGACUUCAUGAUUCAGAAGAGCCGGCCUUCGACCGAUCCAUGGGUCCCCGACUCUCGUACGAAACACCAGUCCUGGCGGCCAGAAAGCUAACCGGGUUGCAGCAUUUAUUCAUCCGGGCAGUUUAUGAACCCUGGCCCGGCCCCCCGACCACCUGCCGACAAUAGACCGCGAUUGAAUUUGACCCCGAGCACAAACCUCCCCGGGAGCAUGGCCAACAUGGCCAUCUCCCCGAUUCGUGGCACCGCCACCUCGACCUACUCGGGCUCCACCAUCUCCCUGCCCAUCGCCCGCCAGCAGUCCAACAACAUGGAUGGCAUGGGCGGCGUCGCCGUCAAGAAGGAAGGCUGGGCGUCGGUCAAGGAAAGCAAAAACUUUAUUCAGCCGUGGAAACAAAAGUACCUGGUUCUUCGCAAAGAAUCCCUCGACUUCCACAAGACUGAGGGCGGCAAGGUCGCCUAUACCCUGUACCUCAAGGACGUCGUCAACGUGGGCAGAGUUGAACAAGCAGGCACCAUUUUCGAGGUGAAGAGGAAGGCCGACGGCGCCUCGAGCAGCCCCGGCGAUGACGACGGCCAGACCAAGACGCUGCAGAUCAAGGUCAAAAGCGACGACGACUUGUACGAGUGGAUCGAUUUCAUCUACGGCGCAUGUCCGGGCAUGGGGGGCGUUAGCAACCCGACCAACUUCUCCCAUGCCGUCCACGUCGGCUUCGAUCCCUCGAGCGGAGAGUUCAUCGGUCUGCCCCCGGAAUGGUCAAAGCUCCUCAACUCGUCUGCCAUCACCAAGGAGGACUAUGAGCGCAACCCUCAGGCCGUCUUCGAAGUCCUCGACUUUUACACAGACCUCGCCAAGAGGGCCGAAAACCCGAAUCAGUACUCGAGCCUCACCCCCACGCCUCCCGCCACGUCCCAGAACAAGCAGCUGGGCUACGCGGCCGGCAGCUCCAUUGCGCCCCCGCGCCCGGCGCCGCCUACGCCCGCCCAGCGCGGGCCUGGCUACUCGACGACUCCGCCUGGCUCCAGCGGCGCCUCACAGAGGCGGCCGACCGUUGGAGAGCACCAGCAGCCACGGCAGCAGAUGCAGGGCAUGCCACCCAACUACGCGUCUCAGGAUGCCGCUAGAGACGAGCAGCGGAGGAGGCAGUUGGAGGCACAGAGGCAACGGGAUGAGCAGGACCGCCGAGAGCUGGAAGAGUACAAUGCCUCGCUGCCAAAAACCAAGGUGCCUCUUGCCCAGCAGGAGAUUGGUGGCGGCUACGGCGGUGGCGGCGGCGGCGGCGGCGGCUCGCUGCCGCAGUCGAACAGCGCCGAGAGGUUCAACCCCACGCGGGCAGCUCCGCCGGCGCCCAAGCCAAACGGCGGGCAGUCCAACGGCCUAAGGGCUCAGAGGCCUGCUCCGCCAGCUCCUGGGUCGGCGUCUCCCAGCCGGCUCCCGCAAAGCUCCCGCGACCCGUCAGCCCAAGCCCAACGGACACCCCGGACGGACAACUCGCCGGGCCCCAACGCCAGGUACCAGAAUGGAAGCCAGGCAUCCCAGCCGCGGCAGCCACAACCGCAGGCUCAGGGCUCUCGUCUCCCCGCGCCCGUCAAGCCUCUCAACGUGGCACCCAAAACGGGCCAGGCUCAACCGGCUGACGGCGUCAAGGCGGCGGAGGCGGCCCUCACGGCGAAGCCAGCGCCGUCGGAGCGCAAGCAGGACGUGCGCAUGUCCACCAUGUCGGAGAAUGAGGUGAUGGCGAAGCUGAAGGAGGCCGUGUCCAAAGACGACCCCAACAUGUCGUACUCGAAGCAGAAGAAGAUUGGCCAGGGAGCCUCCGGGUCCGUAUACGUGGCCAAGAUCAAGGACACGGCCCAGGGCAUCGCCCGUGAGAUUCUGCGCCAGCAGGGCAGCCGCGCGCAGGUUGCCAUUAAGCAGAUGGACCUCGCUCAUCAGCCGAGGAAGGAACUAAUCGUCAACGAAAUCAUGGUCAUGAAAGACAGCAGGCAUCGAAACAUUGUCAACUUUCUCGACGCCUUCUUGCGUAAUAAUAAUGCAGAGCUCUGGGUCGUCAUGGAGUACAUGGAGGGUGGCGCCCUGACGGACGUGAUUGACAACAAUCCGUCCAUUUCGGAGGAGCAGAUUUCUACUAUCUGCCACGAGACGUGCCGAGGACUGCAGCACCUGCACUCCCAGAGCAUCAUCCACCGAGACAUCAAGAGCGACAACGUCCUGUUGGACGCACGCGGUAACGUAAAGAUUACCGAUUUCGGAUUCUGCGCCAAGCUCACCGAGACCAAGUCGAAGCGAGCCACUAUGGUUGGCACUCCUUACUGGAUGGCGCCCGAGGUGGUGAAGCAGAAGGAAUAUGGGCCCAAGGUGGACAUUUGGUCCCUGGGCAUCAUGGCGAUUGAGAUGAUCGAGUCGGAGCCGCCGUACCUAAACGAGGAGCCGCUCAAGGCCCUGUACCUGAUCGCCACCAACGGCACCCCGAGGCUGAAGAAGCCCGAGAAGCUGAGCAAGGAGCUCAAGGCCUUCCUCUCCGUAUGCCUGUGCGUCGACGUCAAGAGUCGAGCCUCGGCGGAUGAGCUUUUGGCGCACGACUUCCUCAGGCACGGCUGCCCACUCGGCAGUCUGGCGGAUCUGCUGGCAUUCAAGAAGCACGCAAAAUAAAGAGGCUCGGUCACGGGGCCCGCCAUGCCAUUCACAUUCAGCCCUUAUACCCGCAAAUUAUGCCGAACACUGGGGGAGGGACGUGGUUCGGCAAGGACGAAGGAUGUCUGUUCAUGCCGAUAGCAUGGACGACGACGACGACGAGGACAGAGCGGCGUUUAGGUUUGGGGGUAUUUCCGCGUCCAUGAUGCAAGCGUCUGAGUAGCAAACGCCAAGUUGCGCGUCUGCGAAGAGUUGCGGGGUUGACAAGGAAGGCCGUGGCAUAGGCGCCGGCGGCUGGUGGCCAUAUGUGUGUCCACAGACGCAUAUCCGCUCUUUGGGUCGCCACGACGAGGGGGGCCACAGGUUUCGCGCCAGCCCUGCAUUGAGUAGCAGCGGAGGGAGACGCGCGUUGGAACCGGGCGCCUUGGGGUCAAUUCAUUUUGGUUUCUCCUUUGCAGAUAUACAGGGCUCGAUAGACGACCAAUAGCACAGGGACUACCACUGGAAGCAAGCAAACUGACUGACGGGCCGCGUGAGGACGGCUGACGGCAGGCACACACGCUCAUGCCCCUCUUCGAUGUAGAACUAGUCGCAGUCCAUGUCAUGCCAAGCGCGCGGUGUCGAACCGAGCUGGUGAGACGCGGCCCGCCAAGGGCCGGGGGCGUCAGUCACGUCGGCCGCGUUUCAGGAUGAUGGCGCAUUUGGCGGGCAGCAGAAGCUCCGCGAUGGACAAGAGGGGCAGCCAUGCGUACACGUACUUAAAUAGUACGUAUUCGGCCAGGACGGGGGCGCGCACGUUUGGGGACGGGCACACGUUUGGGAGAGUUGUGUAACUAUAGGAGCUCCGAGACGCGCUGCGGCCACCGGACAAGGGGACGGCGGCGGGCAAUGCCGUUGCAAGCGUUCAGGC
Purpureocillium takamizusanense is the source of this 4541-nucleotide messenger RNA. Its product is annotated as Non-specific serine/threonine protein kinase. The record is from RefSeq and is a predicted model, not a curated record. Gene Ontology annotation, cellular component: cytoplasm. Lineage: Eukaryota; Fungi; Ascomycota; Sordariomycetes; Hypocreales; Ophiocordycipitaceae. Gene Ontology annotation, biological process: protein phosphorylation; intracellular signal transduction; regulation of MAPK cascade. The transcript has 3 exons. The coding region runs from base 1124 to 3649 and encodes 841 amino acids. Gene Ontology annotation, molecular function: protein serine/threonine kinase activity; ATP binding.